AUGGCCCUUUGCCUUACUUGCAACAGCUUCAGCUUGUGCCGGAUCUUCAAAUUCUCGGACGCCAGUUCAGCAACAAACGUAAAUUCAGACUCAAGAUACUUUUGGCAUGAGCAUUUGGCCCGAUUGUGUUUCAGACAUUCGGACAACAUAUCCCAGAUACAUAUCACGGCUUCUGCUGGCUGUGGUCUAUGUACGUUAUUGUUUGAUGCAUUCACACGCAAAGAAGCAGAGCUAGCACAAGAGGCAGGCCAACUUCCAAUCAUCCUAGCACGGGGCGUGAUAGUUAAAGAUGAACGCAACGAUCCGCCUCGAUUCUCACCAUACAUGAAGCCUCGACUAAGAUCAUUCUUCCUGAGGCCCGACAAAGAACCGAUCGGCCUUUGUGAUGUUGACAUCAGCAUUGACAACGCUUCCGUCGAAUUGGCCAAAGAGAUUCCAUUGAAGCCGUUUAUCAAACUGCAUUCACAUGCUUAUGAUCCCAGCUGUGUGGCGCUUGCAUCAAGGUGGCUUUCAUCUUGCCUGGAGAGUCACGAUUGUCCAGCGCCCAACUUGACAGGUCCAAGUUUGUUAACACGUUUCCUCCACGUCGAAAAUGGAAGCAUAAACAUACGCCUUGUCGAGUUCCCACCCGGGGCAUCACUGCAACCAUGGGUCGCUCUAAGCUACCGAUGGGGGGAAAAGAAGCCACUGGUGCAGUUGGAGCAAAAUACCAUAAAGAACUUGAAGAAAGUCGGUACCAAGAUCUCAGAGUUGGAUGAGAUUAUCCAGGCUGCAAUAUCCAUUAGCAUGGAUUUAGGAAUUCAGUAUCUGUGGGUGGAUGUAUUGUGCAUCCUUCAAGGUCAGGACUCCGAUUGGUUGGAGCAAUCCUCACAGAUGAAUUAUAUCUAUGGACACUCGACGGUAACUAUCGCCAGUGUGGACACAGAUGGCUUUUCACAGAGCUUCUUGAGACCGCGAGAAACGCAGUACAUCGAAAUACCUUGGAAAGCGGACCCAAAUCAAGACGCCAGUCAAGAACGCCGAAAGUCGUCGCAUUUUUACGUCUCCCAACGAUGGCCCGAUCAAAAUGACCAGUUGAUUGGACCGUGGUCUAAACGUGCAUGGACUCUGCAAGAAGAGCUCCUGUCAAAUAGAAUCUUGUUCUAUUCUUCUCAUCAGAUUGCCUGGAAAUGCUGCAGCGAGGUUGUGUAUGAGCGUGGCCCCCAACACGUCCCUUUGACCGAGUUCUACUCCAGCAUCGCAGACCUACCAGGUGGAAGACCUUUCUGGAAAUACGACCUUUUCACCCAAUUCAAACUCCUGCCAGAUUACCUGGGCAGUCCGGAGUGUCUCAAGCCCCAUGGUAAGUACCUUAUCUGGUACAAUGUCAUUGAAGACUACUCUGCUCGGUGUCUAAAAUACCCACGAGAUCGACUUGUUGCCAUUUCAGGCAUAGCGAAAGAAUACAGCACGGUCCUCGAUGGUGACAGAUAUGUGGCAGGUCUUUGGCAGUCAGACAUGCUUCCAGGUUUGUUGUGGUACGUUGAAGGCUUGGAGCUUUUGGGGAGGAGAGUUGGUGAGUCCAUCGACCACGAGGUCAAGGCUCCUUCCUGGAGCUGGGCCAGCGCUCCCUCUGGGUAUACCAUUAAAAAUGACUGGAAAGACAAGGAACUUAAAGAAUUAGCAACGUUGGAAGACGUCCAAUUUGGUCUGGUGGAGCCGAACAACCCUUUCGGCGGUGUUUCGCAUGCCAAAGUCACCAUACGUGGACGGCUAUAUCGGUUUUCUCAGCUUUACCACCCUACUUGGCGUUCGCAGGGGAGUGGCCUUUCACCCUUCGAACGCCACCUUUCUCAUAUGGUCGAGCUCGACUACGGCGAGAGAGCAAACGAAUUCUCCCGUGAAGACCACUAUGCCGCUUUAUUGUUGGUGCAACAAAAGACUUCAUAUUUUCCUCGUUUUGAUGCUCUUGUUCUCGAGACUUUGCCGUCACCCAGUGACGAGAGGGCUACGGUUUGGAAACGCCUGGGUGUUUUGCAACUGCGCCAUUACAGGAAACCGACAAUCCCUCCCUUAAAACUCAGAAAGUUCGGAGCCGAAUUGGCAAAAUCUCUAGACCUACGACGGUCAAAGCCCAUUUUCUGCAAGGAAGACAUCCAGAAUUAUGAUUCGGGCAAAUGGCUCUACGAAUCUGUAACCAUCGUCUAA
This is a messenger RNA of Exophiala viscosa, 2187 nucleotides long. RefSeq names its product heterokaryon incompatibility protein-domain-containing protein. The coding region runs from base 1 to 2187 and encodes 728 amino acids. The record is from RefSeq and is a predicted model, not a curated record. The transcript has 2 exons. NCBI's taxonomy places the organism in Eukaryota, Fungi, Ascomycota, Eurotiomycetes, Chaetothyriales, Herpotrichiellaceae.